This is a messenger RNA of Phycodurus eques (leafy seadragon), 853 nucleotides long. Its product is annotated as phospholipid phosphatase 3-like. The transcript has 6 exons. Lineage: Eukaryota; Metazoa; Chordata; Actinopteri; Syngnathiformes; Syngnathidae. The coding region runs from base 5 to 853 and encodes 282 amino acids. The record is from RefSeq and is a predicted model, not a curated record. Gene Ontology annotation, molecular function: phosphatidate phosphatase activity. Gene Ontology annotation, biological process: phospholipid metabolic process; phospholipid dephosphorylation; signal transduction.
ACCCAUGCAAAUUUUACAAGCUUUAUUCACAAGCAAACUCCUGGUGGUUUCAGACGUCUUGUGCCUAUUCCUAGUUUCCAUCCCAUUCUUGGCAAGUGAGCUGAAGGCCGUCAGACCAUACAGAAGAGGUUUCAGUUGUGGAGACCCCAGCAUCGCCUAUCCGUACCUGCUCUCAGAGGUCAUACCGGACACAUUACUCAUUGCUGCCGGCAUCCUUAUCGCGGGCCUCGUAGUCGUUGUAGGGGAAUGUUACCGUGUGCGCUUACUCGGUGUCAGCACCAAGUCCUUCGUUAGGAACAAGUAUGUGUCCUGUCUCUACAAGGAGUUUGGCGCCUUCCUGUUUGGCUGCUUCGUCGGCCAAUCCCUGACAAACACGGCCAAGCUGAGCGUUGGCCGUCUGCGGCCGCACUUCUUGUCGGUGUGUGGCGUCACCUACACGUCACUCAACUGCACGGAAGGAACUUAUUUGGAGUCUGUCAGCUGCCCCAGCACUGACCACCGCUCUAUAGAAGAGGCCAGGAAGUCCUUCUUCUCAGGUCAUGCCUCUUUUGCGAUGUACACAAUGCUGUAUUUAGCUUUUUAUCUUCAAGCGCGGUUGACAUGGCGCAAAGCUCGCCUGCUAAGACCCGUGCUCCAGUUCUUCCUGUUUCUGCUGGCCAUCUACACAGGUCUGACCCGCGUCACUGACAACAGACACCACCCAUCGGACGUCGUGUUCGGCUACAUAAUUGGAGCCUUCACUGCAUACUGGGUGGCCUUCUACAUCUCAUCCAUGUUUAAGAGACCCAGCUUGAAUCAGUCUCCAAUUGAGACCCAGGAUAACCAGUUACCAGCACAGCACAGCAUCUGCUAA